Molecule: messenger RNA, 567 nt
Organism: Trypanosoma cruzi
Lineage: Eukaryota; Euglenozoa; Kinetoplastea; Trypanosomatida; Trypanosomatidae
Exons: 1
Coding region: 1-567 (188 amino acids)
Source: RefSeq, a predicted model, not a curated record
AUGCAGGGCGCGUGCGGCCUGUCGAAGAGCGGGCAGGAGUCGCAUCGCACCUUUGCGCGGUGCCGCCACUCGGGGCACGAUGUCCGGGUUGACACCAGGAACAGAGUCCUCGCCACACCGAAAAACGCCUGUCACAUGGUGUGUGCGGCUUCCUUUUCCUCCUGCACUUCCUUCCAUUAUAACCCCCCGACGGCGCUAAGGAAGCCCACGCGCCAGGCAUUGACGCAGUCCUGCGGAAGGUAUCGUGCCAUGACGGCACCAGCGUCCGCCGUCACGUUGUGUGGGAUUCCGAAGUGCCAUUGGGAAAAUACGGAGCCAACAGCGCGACCUCAAUCCGCCAGUGAAAGCGGCAUCAUGCUAAUCUUUUCGAUGACGUCGUCGCGCGCCGCCAGCGGGCCAAGGCGGAGCGCCUCCAUCGCCGAGAGGGAGUCUGUGGCAGCAGGAACUCGCGUGGGCGAUUGGGAUGCUGCUGCCAGGCGGGGAACUGAAAACUGUCUGUGGCCAUGCUCAGUGGCACGACGCUCCGCUCGGCAGGAGCACGCAAGGCUGCCGGCAGCUGCGCGGUGA